Nicrophorus vespilloides is the source of this 1895-nucleotide messenger RNA. It is a transcript of the gene Srp68, whose product is annotated as signal recognition particle subunit SRP68. NCBI's taxonomy places the organism in Eukaryota, Metazoa, Arthropoda, Insecta, Coleoptera, Silphidae. The record is from RefSeq and is a predicted model, not a curated record. Gene Ontology annotation, cellular component: signal recognition particle, endoplasmic reticulum targeting. Gene Ontology annotation, biological process: SRP-dependent cotranslational protein targeting to membrane. Gene Ontology annotation, molecular function: 7S RNA binding; endoplasmic reticulum signal sequence receptor activity; signal recognition particle binding. The coding region runs from base 103 to 1794 and encodes 563 amino acids. The transcript is spliced from 3 exons.
AUUGUUUUGCGACUAACUUCAUGUCGACCAUCACUUUUUGACGUUUGUUGGAUUCGUGGAUGUGUUUUCGGGAAGCGGAGAAGAGAGAAAAUAAUCGAAGAAAUGGUCCUGAAGGAGCAAGAUCAGAAUAUUAUGGAGCAGGAGACGGAGAUAAAGGACGAUAUUGAACCCACGAAGCCGUUCACCCUAGAGAUUCUGAAAGUGAUCAAGGAUAGCCAUCAGCAGCACGGCUUGAGGCAUGGAGAUUACCAGCGGUACCGCGGCUACUGCUCGCGCCGUAUCGCCAGGUUGAGGAAGGUGCUGAAGCUGCCGCAGGGUGAUCGCAGGCACUUCAAGAGGAAGGAUGUGACCGAGGUGCACGUGACGAAUCCGAAAAUUGACGACAAGUGUCUGCAGCUACCUCUGAUGAUGGCGGAGAGGAAUUGGGCGUACGCUAUGCAGUUGAGGCAGGAGAGCAAUACAGAGCCGAGGAAAAAGUUCCACUUCAUUCAGAAGCUGAGGAAGGCUUGCGUUUAUUCUGAGCAGCUGGAGGAAUUGUGCAAGUUUGAUAGGUGCGAUGCUCGCACGAAACUGGAAGCUCAGGCGUACGUGGCUUGGAUGCACGGUACUCUGCAUUUUGAGUUGCAGUUGUGGCCGAAGGCCACCGAGAAUCUGAAGAAGGCUCAGGUGAUCUACGAGAAGCUGUCUUCGGCUCUGCCCGAGGAUGAGCAGGCGUUGUACAUGAAGCGCGUGGAGGAGAUCAAGCCGAGCCUGCGUUACUGCGCCUACAACAUCGGCGACCAGAAGAUCGAUCUGCUGGAGUUGAGGUCGCAGGGCAUCCUGGAAAACUACGAGACUCUCGUGACUCAGACCAAGGAGAAGACGGCGGCGGUGCUGCACGAGGUGUCCUGGUUCGGGAUCAAGGUGCCCAUCCGCAUGGAUCGCGUCCGACUGUUCAUGGUGUCCAUCGAGAAGCUGGACGAAUCUCUGGCGCACGCCGAUACCGUUCAGGCGAAGAUCAAGAUCCUCGAGGAUAUGCUGAUGGAUCUGAGGGACGUGAUCGCUGAGGUCAGGAAGGUCGUCACCGAGAACAAGGAGCAGCUGCUGCUCUCUUAUCUGCUGUCCAUCAGGAUCGACAGGACGGUGCAGAGGAAUCUGCUGCUGAUCAAGCAGACGAAGAAGCCGCAGGACGUGUGUCGUCUGCUGGACAUCAUUUUGCAGCAGUUGAACGAGGUCAUGCAGUUCGAGCAGCUGCAGGGUGACAAGAAGGCGGAGACGCAGUACAACGAUCAGGUGUUGGCGUAUCGCGCUCUGAGGGCGUUCUACAUGGCCAAGACUCAUGCGUUGUUCAGGAGAUGGAAGGAGGCUGCCGUCACGUUCAACAUUUGCGAGGAGCGCGCACGCGAGGUCAAGGGGAAGAAGUUCAUCGCGAUCCUGCAGGAGCUGCUCGACAAUCUGGUAACGAAUUCGCAGGUGGAGAAGGCCGUCGCGCAUGCGAACGUCGUGCUGGAGAAGUGCGAGGAGGAGGCGGCGCCCGUUCCGCAGAAGGCGUACAAGAGCAAGAAACCGCUGAUCGAGCGGCUGGACGAGUUCCGCGAGGAUCCCCAACUGCUGACGAAGAACCCGAACGUGGUGACGAUACCGUGUCCCAUGGAGCCGGUCGCUCCGAAACCGCUCUUCUACGAUCUCGCCCUCAAUUACGUGCAGAUGCCGGAGGAGCUGCAGGACAAGAUCGACGGCGGCAAGAAGGACCAGAGCAAACAGCAGAGCGGCAUCUCCGGCUUCGUCAAAGGCCUCUGGGGUUGGGGCAAAUAAGACCAUACACCUUCUCCAACCCUUAUCCUUUUCUUCUAUUAUUUUUCCAUUUCUACAUAUCUAGGUUCUCGGUCUAUCAAAUAGAAAGUAUUUUUAUUUUC